Molecule: messenger RNA, 1014 nt
Organism: Aspergillus niger
Lineage: Eukaryota; Fungi; Ascomycota; Eurotiomycetes; Eurotiales; Aspergillaceae
Exons: 3
Coding region: 1-1014 (337 amino acids)
Biological process (GO): transmembrane transport
Cellular component (GO): plasma membrane
Molecular function (GO): water channel activity
Source: RefSeq, a predicted model, not a curated record
AUGGGGCCGCAACAAUGGUUUCGCAAGCGCAAUCCCGACAGCCAGACGGCUCCCAUGUAUAGGUCGUCGAAUAACCAGCUCCCUAUGUUGCACCUCGCCGACACGACGCGGAACAAUUUCAUCGCUGCCGUAGGGGAAUUUGUGGGAACCUUUCUGUUCCUCUUCUUCUCCUUCGCCGGGACGCAGGUGUCUAAUACCCCCAAGCCAGCGCCCGGGUCUCCUCCAAACACCUCAAACCUGCUAUACUCGUCGCUAUGCUUUGGGUUCUCGUUGAUGGUCAAUGUGUGGGCAUUCUAUCGAGUGACUGGAGGUUUAUUUAACCCCGCGGUCACUCUGGCCCUGUGUCUGGUUGGCGGAUUAUCUCCCAUCCGUGGGGUUAUUCUUUUCGGAGUUCAGCUCAUCGCAGGCAUUGCCUCUGCCGGUGUCGUGGGUGCUUUGUUCCCAGGCGACUUGAAUGUCGGCACUCGCUUGGGCGGUGGUGCCUCAAUAUCACAGGGAUUGUUCAUCGAAGUUUUCUUGACGGCUCAGUUAGUGUUUAUUAUCAUCAUGCUGGCUGUUGUGAAACAUAAAUCCACCUUCCUGGCGCCUGUAGGCAUUGGCCUGGUAUUCUUCGUGACUGAGAUGGGGACUACUAUACUGGCGGCUCACUCAACCCGGCGCGAUCACUCGGUCCUGACGUCAUCAACCGCAGUUUCCCCGGGUACCACUGGAUCUACUGGGUCGGUCCGUUGCUGGGAAGUCUCCUCGCAUGUGGCUUCUUCACCUUCCUCAAGAUGUUCCAGUACCACCGUCAACCCCGGUCAGGACUACAAUGAAUGGGAAGCCAAGAUGGGCUCGGGAGGUCCCGGAUCGUGGGACAUGUCGAUGCACCGUCCCUCAUAUAACUCCGAAGCCACUACGGUCGAGCAGCCGCAAUCCCCAUCAGCCGGCAGGAGGAACCACACCCCGACCAACUCUCAGCCGCAGAAUAACCCUAAUAUUCCUAAUAUCCCUCACGGGGCAGAGCAGGUGUAG